Temnothorax curvispinosus is the source of this 4494-nucleotide messenger RNA. RefSeq names its product myosin heavy chain 95F (gene jar). Gene Ontology annotation, biological process: endocytosis; actin filament organization; vesicle transport along actin filament. Gene Ontology annotation, cellular component: actin cytoskeleton; cytoplasm; endocytic vesicle. The record is from RefSeq and is a predicted model, not a curated record. Gene Ontology annotation, molecular function: actin filament binding; ATP binding; microfilament motor activity. Bases 161 to 3898 code for a protein of 1245 amino acids. The transcript has 18 exons. Lineage: Eukaryota; Metazoa; Arthropoda; Insecta; Hymenoptera; Formicidae.
UCGGCGGAAACGGCCGUGGAUCGCCGAGCGAGCGAGCGGGCUCGUCGCUCCGGAGUCGCGCCGACACUGCCGACAGUUGCAUGUCGGAUUUUGUGCCGUUCGUAUAGUAUCGCCCCGGCCGGCUGACUGUCCUCGCACGGCGAGACGAGUGAAGCUCGGGAUGGAGAACCAACAGGUGUGGGUCCGUGACCCCCAGGAGGGUUUCAUAAUCGGGAAAUUCACGGACAUGGUGGACGGGGACGCCCUGAUCGUGCCCCUCGACCCGAAAUAUCCGCAACGCACCUGUCCGCUGGACGAAGUACAUCCUGCCGGCGAAUAUACCAAAGAUGUCGAGGACAAUUGUGCCCUGAUGUACCUGAACGAGGCCACGCUGCUGAAUAAUAUUCGCACUCGCUACUUCAAGGACAGGAUAUACACUUACGUCGCCAACAUUCUGAUAGCCGUGAACCCGUAUUACGAGGUAAAGGAUCUCUACUCGCCGAGGACCAUCAAGUCUUAUCAGGGAAAGUCCUUGGGUGAAACGCCACCGCACGUCUUCGCCAUCGGCGACAAAGCAUUCAGAGACAUGAAAGUGCUGAAACAAUCUCAGAGCAUUAUCGUAUCCGGCGAAUCGGGAGCGGGUAAGACCGAGUCGACCAAGUAUCUCCUGCGGUACCUCUGCGAUCUCUGGGGCUCGACGGCCGGCCCGAUCGAACAAAGGAUUCUCGAUGCGACUCCGGUGUUGGAAGCGUUCGGCAACGCGAAGACAAAGCGCAACAAUAACAGUUCGCGUUUCGGCAAGUUCAUGGAGGUGCACUUCGACGCCAAGUGCCAGGUGGUCGGCGGGUACAUCUCCCACUACUUGCUGGAGAAGUCCAGGGUGUGCCUGCAAAGCCCGGACGAGCGGAACUACCACGUGUUCUACAUGAUGUGCGCUGGCGCGCCGGCCGAUCUGCGCGCGAAAUUGGGCAUCACCAAGCCGGACGACUUUUAUUAUCUAAGGAAUGGCUGCGCCCAAUAUUUCUGCAACGCGAGAUCGGAGAAACGAUUGAACGAGGCGCAAAAGAGUCGCGAGCAGAUACAGAAGGGCAGCCUCCACGAUCCCAUCUUGGACGAUGUUGAAGGAUUCAACGCUAUCGAUCAGGCGUUUACCCGACUCGGUUUAACGGAUGCCGAACGCAUGGAGAUUUACACGAUGGUGGCCGCGGUGCUUCAUCUCGGCAACAUCACGUUCGAGGACAAUCCGGAGGACACAAAGGGCGGCUGCAGAAUAACCGCCGACUCCGGAAAAGCGGUGACGAUAUCCGCAAAAUUACUGGGGGUUGAUCCCGAGGAGCUGCGACAAGCUCUGGUAUCGAAAGUGAUGCAAACCAGUCGGGGUGGCAUUAAAGGAACGGUCAUUAUGGUGCCCCUGAAGGUUUACGAAGCCAAUAACGCUAGGGACGCCUUGAGCAAGGCUAUUUAUAGCAAACUGUUUGAUCACAUUGUCGCGCGGAUCAACAAGAGCAUACCUUUCAAGGCCUCGAGUUACUACAUCGGUGUGCUAGAUAUCGCAGGAUUCGAAUACUUUAAAGUCAACAGUUUCGAGCAGUUCUGCAUAAACUACUGCAACGAGAAGCUUCAGCAGUUCUUCAACGAGCGGAUCCUGAAGUACGAGCAGGAGCUUUACGCCCGAGAGUCCUUAAACGUCCCGAAAAUCUCCUACGUCGACAAUCAGGAUUGCAUCGAUUUAAUCGAAUCGAAGAAUACGGGUAUCUUCAGCCUGCUGGACGAGGAAUCGAAACUGCCGACUCACAGUUUUGCGCAUUUCACCAACGAGGUUCAUCGCGCAUGGAGCGGUCAUUUCCGCAUCACUUUACCGCGAACGUCACGAUUGAAGGCUCAUCGAGAAUUACGAGACGACGAGGGCUUCGUGAUUCGCCAUUACGCCGGUGGUGUUUGCUAUCAAACGAAUCAGUUCAUUGAAAAAAACAACGAUGCGUUGCACGCCUCCCUGGAAGGGCUCAUUCAGGAAAGCGGUAAUAAAUUUCUCAGGACGCAGUUCGCCAAUCAUUCGUUGCAAAAGGGGAAGCUCACCUUCAUCAGCGUCGGUAGUAAGUUCAAGACGCAGCUCGGCGAACUUAUGGACAAGUUAAAAAGCAAUGGAACAAAUUUCAUAAGAUGCAUCAAGCCGAAUAGCGAUAUGGUGGCGCAUCAGUUCGACGGCAACAGCAUUAUGAAUCAGUUACGCUGCUCGGGAAUGACGUCGGUUCUGGAAUUGAUGGAGCACGGAUAUCCGAGUCGGGUGCCGUUCCACGAGCUUUACAACAUGUACAAGUCGUACUUGCCACCGGAGCUCGCCAAGCUCGAUCCAAGAUUCUUCUGCGAGGCGCUGCUGCACAGCUUAAAGCUGAACCAGAAGGACUUCAAGUUCGGCAUCACCCGAGUCUUCUUCAAGCCGGGCAAGUUCGCGGAGUUCGACCGGAUCAUGAGGUCCGAUCCGGAGAAUCUGCGCAAGCUGGUCGCCAACGUGAAGAAGUGGUUGCUGAAGUCGCGCUGGAACAAGCUGCAGUUCUGCGCGUUGUCGGUGAUCAAACUGAAGAACAAGAUCAUCUAUCGCCGGCAGCAUUUGAUCGUCUUGCAAAAAACGGCGAGAAUGUACAUCGCGAAGAAGCAGCAUCGGCCGCGUAUCCGCGGUAUCAUGAAGAUUAAAAAUCUGCGGAAGCAGCUGACGCGAAUGGAGGAGACCGCGAGUCAAUUGAAGAAUCGAGAGCGAUCGACGCAGGACAUGAAGAGGCUCGACGACGAUCUAGAGGCGGCUAUACGCAAGAUCAAAAACAAUCCGAGGAUUGCGCCGACGGAGAUCGACGGUCUCUACACGUCUUUAGUGAAUCAGGUGAACAAGCAAAUGGCCUCUCUUCAAGAUAUGGUGAAGCAGCAAAAAGUCGCCGAGGAACAGGCGAGAUUGAGGAAGAUUCAGCAAGAGCUCGAGCUGGAGAAGAAACGAAAGGAGGAAGAAGAACGUAGGAAGAGAGAGGAGGAGGUGAACAGGCGGAAAAAGUUGGAUAUGGAAGCCAGGAGAAAGAUCGAGGAAGAGCAAAGGAGGAAACAGGAGGAGGAGGAUCAGAAGACCGCGGCUGCUCUCCAGGCCCAAUUGGAGAAGGAAGCCAUGGAAGAAAGUCGGUAUCGAGAAUUACUGGAGCAAGAAAGAAGAGACCACGAAUUGGCGGUCAGGCUUGCUCAAGAAUCGAAUGGACAAGUCGAGGAUUCUCCGCCGCCUAUACGAAGUGGCUCCGACGUACGAGCACCUAUGAACAACAACAGGCUAAUAAGAUCGGAGCAGGUGCGUAACCAGCAGGCGGCUAUGAGCAACAAGAAGUACGACUUGUCCAAGUGGAAGUACUCGGAGCUGCGGGAUGCAAUCAAUACGUCCUGCGACAUCGAGCUACUUGAGGCCUGUCGUCACGAGUUUCAUCGCAGACUGAAAGUUUAUCACGCCUGGAAGGCGAGAAACCGCAGGAGAACCAUCAUGGACGAGAACGAGAGAGCGCCGAAGUCCAUCAUGGAAGAGGCUGCGAAAACACCGAGGACACCGUUGAAGCAACAGAUAGUCGAGUCGUCCCAGAGAUACUUCCGAAUCCCCUUCGUCCGUUCCUCCGCGGCCGGACAGCAGGAGAACCCGCACGGCGGCGGUAAGCGGGGCUGGUGGUACGCGCACUUUGACGGGCAAUACGUGGCGCGACAAAUGGAGCUUCAUCCCGAUAAACCGCCGAUACUCCUCGUGGCAGGUAUUGACGAUAUGCAGAUGUGCGAGUUGAGCCUGGAUGAGACCGGAUUAACGAGGAAACGCGGUGCCGAAGUUCUGGAACACGAAUUCAACCGCGAAUGGGAAAAGUACGGCGGUAAACCGUACGUGGCGCCGUGCGAUCGUAAAAAGUGAGGAAUUCGUGACGGGAGUCACGUGUGUGGGAGAAUGAUAUAUUUUUGCGUCAUCACGUCGUGGAAAAAAAAGAAAGAAAAAACGCUGCAUAAAUCAACGCGAUAAUUUGCGAUGAUAUCUUUCCUACGUAGUUUCUCGCCCGAUGAAUACAUUGGCGAUUCUGUGCCUUGCGAGAUGUGCCUUGUGCAUUAUGGCACGGACGAUACAUUUCUAUUGUAAAUUACAUGUAUUGUAAAUUACGUCACAGUUACGUAAGUCGAAGAAUUUUUUCGUCGAUAUUCGAUAUUAUCGAAUAUUAAAAGUCCUAUUUUCUUUUAGAAUUAAUUAGCUGUUCUAGAAAUUGUGUCGACCUGAUUCAGUAUUCCAUAACGCGUUUCAUAAAAAAAAUAUAUUUAAAAAAAUUGGCGACAUCGUAUAACUCUAAAAAACGUGAAAAUUAUCACAGUUUGCUUUUUCGCCGUCAAGUUUUGCAAUUUAAAACAGUCAUUAUAAACUAUCAGAUCAAGAUAAGAAGAUAUAGCGGGAGGUUCCUUACGUUAAGCUUAUGCAUUGUUAGCAUACAUUUGUAAACUAUAAAAAUAUAAUUUUGGAAUUUU